AGCAAUCUCACACAAGGGUUUCUGGCCAGGCUUAAAUAUUACCAAGAGUGUCCAAGAAUCUGUUGCAGUCUGUAAUAUAUUUGUCACAUUAUAACUGACCUCAUUAAAUAUUAUAUUUUCCCUGACAAUUAAACCUCCUUUGAUUUCUAAUACUGCAUCAGACUAGGUUUUAGCUCUUGCAUUAGAGUUAUAUAGAUGAGUCUUGUGUUUAAAAAAGUAUAUUAUGUGCUUUUGAUCGCCAGUAAAACUGAUUCACCAGUGGAAUACAAGAUGGCCCACAAGAGGCGAGGCAAGGCACUAAUCUUCAACCAUGAAAAUUUUCAAUAUUUAAAUAAACGCCGUGGCACAAAUAAAGACAGAGACAAUCUCAGAGAAAGAUUUCAAGACUUAGGGUUUGAAAUGAACCCACAUAAUGACAAAAGUAAGAAGGAAGUGCUAGAGGAAAUACGUAAAGCUGCCACAGCCAACCACGAGGAUGCCGACUGUUUUGUCUGCAUUUUCCUAACUCAUGGGGAAGAAGGGCAAAUUUAUGCCAAGGAUGAUAAGAUUAAGAUUAAGGAAAUAACAGAUUACUUCAGAGGAGAUCAGUGCAAGAGCCUUGUAGGGAAGCCCAAGAUCUUCAUCUUCCAGGCGUGCGCUGGUGAGAAACAUGAAGAUGCUGUGACCAGCAUGAUGACAAAGGGCAGUGAUGAUGAGGAAGCAGAUCAAAUCUACACCAUCCCAGAAGGGGCAGAUUUCCUCAUGUGUUACUCUGUAGCAGAGGGUAGGUAUGAAAAAAAAGAUUGAUCAAAAUUCUGGCUAUUUUAAGGGAGUCAGAUAAUUUGACUCAGUUCACCAA
Messenger RNA from Ictalurus furcatus (blue catfish), 838 nucleotides. Its product is annotated as caspase-6-like. The record is from RefSeq and is a predicted model, not a curated record. The transcript has 4 exons. Gene Ontology annotation, cellular component: cytoplasm. The coding region runs from base 196 to 786 and encodes 196 amino acids. Gene Ontology annotation, biological process: apoptotic process; proteolysis. Lineage: Eukaryota; Metazoa; Chordata; Actinopteri; Siluriformes; Ictaluridae.